AUGGACCGAAUUCUAAUAAAAUUACAACUUCAAGGUAUUUUUCUAAUUAAAAAAGUUAUACUCAGAUAUACCCUUGUCAACUGGGCUCCAAAAAGUUUGUUAUUGCAGUUCAGGAAAGCUGCAAACAUAUAUUUCCUGCUUAUAUCUGUAUUGACUUGCAUGUCUUUUUCCCCUAAAGAUAUAUUUAGACACAAGCAAGAUAAAGAGCUAAAUAUGAAGGUGUCUGAAGUUCAUCUACAAGCUAAAAAUGAAUUUUUCGAGAAAAGAUGGGACAUGAUUAAAAUGGGUGAACUUGUAAAGGUGUUUAAGGAUGAAGAAUUUCCAGCCGACAUACUUUUAUUAAAAAGUUCGAAGGAUAAUGGACUUGCCUACGUUGAUACUAUGAAUCUAGACGGAGAGACAAAUCUCAAAGAGAGAAAUUCACCUGUGGAUUUGUAAGUUUUGAAAGAUGAUGACAUUCAUCAUCUAGAUGGUGAGCUAAUAUGCGAUUCCCCAAAUGAAAGCUUAGAAAAAUGGGAUGGAAAUGUCACCAGUCCUUAACUACCAAAAGCUAUAAAUGUAGGACUAAAGUAACUAUUACUGAGAGGAUGUAGACUAAGAAACACAGAAUAUAUUCUGGGCUUUGUGGUAUAUACUGGAAAAGAGUCUAAGAUUAUGAUGAACCAGAAAAAGCCAAAGCAAAAAAUAAGUAACGUAAUGAGAAUGAUGAAUACAAUGUUGUAUUCAGUUUUCAUGUUUUAAUUGGUGAUAAUCUUACUUUUUGCAAGUCUUAGUAUGAUCUGGCAAGCAAAUAACUCUGAUAUUCAUCAUUACCUGGGAGAGGAUUCCUCACCAGGAUUCGACACAUUCAUAAUUAAAAUGCUUACAUUUUGGGUUGCCUAUUCUCAUCUUAUACCAAUCUCUCUCUACGUAGUGCUUGAAAUCAUCAAACUUGCUCAGUCAUACUUGAUUAAAAAUGAUCUCAGGAUGUAUGAUAAGGAAACUGGAUUCUCAAUGUGCAGGAAUUCAGAUCUAAUUGAAGAGAUGGGACAAGUAGAAUUCAUAUUUUCAGAUAAGACAGGAACACUUACCUGCAAUAUUAUGGAGUUCAAAAUGGUAUCUUGCAAUGGAUAAAUAUUCAAUAACUAAGAAGAAAUCAAUGAAACACUUAAAUCCCCUAUAAAUUUUAUGGAAAAUCCAUAAUUGGCAUAGACUUAGAUGAUGCUACACCAAUUUUUACACACACUUUCUGUUUGCCAUACUGUCUUAAUUGAUACUGAUGCCAAUGGUAAAAAGUCAUUUUAAGCUAGUAGUCCAGAUGAAUUGGCUUUAGUUGAUGGAGCUGCUGCUUCUGGCUAUAAAUUUUCAGCUCGCAAUGUGCAAUUCAUAGGUAUUGAAAAUACUCACACUAAUCCAAAGACAAAAGAGAUAUUUGAAGUUCUAAAUGAAUUUCCCUUUGACAGUACCAGAAAAAGAAUGUCUCUCAUAGUCAGGAAAAAGGGAGAUACAGCUAUUUAAAUGCUUAGCAAGGGUGCUGACUCAAUAUUACUUCCAAGAUGCGUUAUCAAUCCAGUAAUGAGAGAAUCGAUUGAAAAAGACUUAUAUUACUUUGCAACUUAAGGUUUAAGAACUUUAGUUAUUGCUAAGAAGCCUCUAGCUUAAGAAAUUUAUAAUGAUUGGAAUGAAAGAUUUUUCAAGAUAAGUACUUCAAAUCUACCUGAUAAAGAAUAAAAAUUAUUAGAUCUGUAUGAUGAACUAGAGCAUGACUUGAAUUACCUUGGCUGUACUGCUAUUGAAGAUCUUCUUUAGGAGGAUGUUCCUUAAACAAUCAAAGACUUGAUGACUGCAAACAUUAAAAUGUGGGUAUUGACUGGAGAUAAGCAGGAAACUGCUAUUGAAAUAGGGAAAUCUUGCAACAUUAUUGACCUAAACACAAUGGACCUCAUUAUUUUAAGUUCAAGUACAAAAGAAGAGUUCAAGGAGAAAUUAAGAGACUCCUUUAACAAUUUUCCUAAUCCAAAGAAGAGAAUGACUAUUGUGAUUGAUGGGUCUACUUUAGCAUUUGCAUUAGAAGAUGAAGUGCUCUCAACUAUAUUUUAUUAAUUCGGUUGCAAAGCUAUAUCAGUUUUGUGCUGUAGAGUUUCACCAAAGCAAAAAUCUGAUGUAGUAGCUUUAGCAAAAGCAAAUAGCACGAAUAUUACACUUGCUAUUGGAGAUGGAGCCAAUGAUGUACCGAUGAUUAUGGAAGCACAUAUCGGAGUUGGAAUUAGAGGUAAAGAAGGAACAUAAGCAGCAAGAUCUGCUGAUUACUCUAUAGGAAAGUUCAAGUUCUUAAAAUAUCUUGCUUUUUAUCAUGGUAGAAACGCAUAUAGAAGAUUGGGGAGCUUCAUCUGCUAUUAUUUCUACAAAAAUGUGAUUCUUGUCUUUUGUGAAAUAUACUUUGCCUUUGCGAAUGGAUAUUCAGGCUAAACUUUCUUUGCAGACUGGUUACCUAUGCUUUAUAAUGCAGUUUGGACUAGUUGGCCAUGCAUGUUUACAUACUUUUUCGAGAGAGAUGCAGAUUAUGACUUUUCACUAAAAAACCCUAUUCUUUAUGUCGCUGGACACAAGAGAGUCUAUUUCAACUUUAGAGUGUUUUGGAAAUAUAUCCUAAUGGCUUACAUCCAUGGUUUAAUAUGCUAUUUAUUCCCAUUACUCGGAUUUGACAAUCAGUUAGAUGAUUCGGGAAGUACUUAAGAUACUUGGUUUCAUUCAACACUCUCGUUCACACUUAUUCUUCACAUUGUUACCUACAAAUUGCUAGUAGAUGCUACAAUGUGGAAUUUUAUCAAUCUCACUAUGUGCUUUAUCUCACUCUCUAUGUACUACAUUUGUGUUUUAGUCAUUAAUAUGGGUUUCAUUGCAGAAAUCAUCUAACCUCAAUUACAAGAAACAUUUAUACUUCUUCUAAAUAAUGGAAAGAUAUGGCUGCUGAUUAUCAUCGGGCCUUUUAUCGCUUUACUACUAGAUUUGACUCUUUUAUUUCUUAAUAGAGUUUAUUUCAAGAGUCCAGCUGAUCAGAUUAUUCUCCAAAUGAAACAAGAGUAAAAGGAUUUUGGUGGUAAUAGUAAUAAUAAACUUAGUAAAAAGCAUUCUAAUGGCGCGUAAAAACUUCCUCAGCAGGAUGAAGAGGAAUUCUCUUCUUUAUCAAAAGAUAAAAAAGACGAUAAGACUAACAACAAUGAUCUUGGCUAGCUUAAUACAGACAUUGGGCCAGCUGAAAAGUAAUCUAGUGAUAUAACACCUAAAAAGAGCAUUCCUAAAUCAAAUUCCAAAAAGAAAAACAACCCCAAAAAAGCACCACCUAAAAAGAAACCCCCUAAAAAAGAGGAGGAAGAGUAUUAUGACGAAGAAUAUGACGAGGAAGAUGGUGGAGAAGAAUAAGAUAAAGCUAAUUUAUACAAGUAAGUAAAAAAACCUGGCAAAAUGGACUAUACAUUAAACUCGGUUUCUCCUGCAGUUCAAGGCUAGUUUGUCAAUAGAAAGCCAAGUCAGGGUGUUUCAAAUAAACCUUAAUAAAAAUAACACAAUAGGAGAUGA
Messenger RNA from Stylonychia lemnae, 3558 nucleotides. Lineage: Eukaryota; Ciliophora; Spirotrichea; Sporadotrichida; Oxytrichidae. The record is from the annotation of a GenBank genome assembly.